AAGAAAAAGAAAGAAAGAGAGAGAAUGGGUCACUUCUCAUCUCUUGGUGAUCACAAGACUACCCACUUUAGAAAAGUCCGUGCUCUUCCUUUUUAUUGUCCUUCUGUUCAACUUGACCACAUGAUUUAUUUUUUUUUUUGAUUUUGAUGCAAAACCUGUAUAUAGCCCGACUAAUUACGAAUGAGAGACCUUGUUUUGUAUGUAACAAAUUCUCCAAUGUUGUCUUGACUUUAGCAGACAAUAGCAACACAGAUUGGUUUCCAGUAUGUAAAAGUCACCUGGGUGAUGUCAACUUUUGUACAAAACUGGGUGGUUCUUCCAAGCCUACCUCGCCUCAACUAAAGGCUGCAAAAAGGGAAAAGUUGGAAGCACGAAAGCCAGAGAGUGAUAGUGUGAGUGAUUUAGUGUCGACAUUAGGGUCUGCUUGGAAAUCAUGGAGGUCUUCCAAAGAUACAGAUAAAGGAGAAGAAAAGAAAGAAGACAAGAAAGAAGACAAGAAAGAAGAGGAAGGGUCAGAAGUAGAAAAGAAGGAGGAAAAGAUAGAACAACAACAGCCAGUACGAUUCAUUUUGCAAAAGGAUUACUUUUAUCUGCGUCAGCGUGAAUAUACAAAAAGGAUUCAAAAGAAAGAAGCAGAGGAGCGAUUAAAGAAGUUGCAGUUUCCAGAAGUACCUAAAAAAGAUCCACUUAAGAAAUAAUAUGCGUACACUUUAUUCACAAACUGUAAAUAAAUAAGAGCCCACCAGUAAACAAUAACCAAGAUCAUUUUACGUAAUUUUAUGCUUACACUCUAUUCACAAAUAAUAAUAAAAGAGACAACAAAUAAUCACAAAAGUCCAUCAGAAGCAA
Messenger RNA from Rhizopus microsporus ATCC 52813, 849 nucleotides. RefSeq names its product DUF1742-domain-containing protein. The record is from RefSeq and is a predicted model, not a curated record. Bases 147 to 698 code for a protein of 183 amino acids. Gene Ontology annotation, cellular component: endosome. Gene Ontology annotation, biological process: vacuolar transport. The transcript has a single exon. Lineage: Eukaryota; Fungi; Mucoromycota; Mucoromycetes; Mucorales; Rhizopodaceae.